Molecule: messenger RNA, 3036 nt
Organism: Tuber aestivum (summer truffle)
Lineage: Eukaryota; Fungi; Ascomycota; Pezizomycetes; Pezizales; Tuberaceae
Source: the annotation of a GenBank genome assembly
AUCUUCUGCUAUUUUGUUUUUCGGUCACAACCAUGGAGGAAGCGGUCGCGUCGUCUGAGUCCCUAGUGGAUCCAGACGCCGUGAACAUUACUCGCGAGUUCAUUGACUGUCAGCCUUUCCCCACCUUGAACCCCCACCACUCUUGACGGCUACCCCGCUGACAUGAUGUUUUUGCAGUUACCGAAUUCCUCCCAGCGGAUAUGUAUCGUUCGUUGCAACUUGUCCGUCAGCUUAAGAAAAAGGCCGACGACCACAGCAAGAACGUCGAUUUACUUUGCAAGGAAUUCGCAAGCCUGCCUGAACAGAGCCGCGUCUUGCCUCCCAACCUCGAUGUUUCACUUAGGGACUACGCUUGCCCUCCUAUGAGCGAGAGGGAAACGGACUUAAGGAUCAGAAUAUCCAAUGCGAUCAAGGGCGCCCAGUUCGCUCAUCGGGAAGCGAGGGCCGAAGCUGAGAGGGCUUCACAGAAUGUACAGACCAAUGUGUGCUACCCUUACCUGUGUUAUUUUGCUGACCGGGUCUAGAUUAACCGUCAUCAUGCUCGUAUCGUCGCCAUCUAUGGCGGGCUUUGCAAGGUCAUAAUACCGCCAGACGAACCUGAACAGAGACCUGCCGAGAGGCAACAGACCGAUUUUCGGAAAAUAAAAAUCCGGAUUUCCUCCCAGAAGGCAACUCCGGCAGGUCGCCACCCCCGCCUUCGUGGCUCCGCUUCGAUUGCGCAAGCUUCUCGCUCACGCCAAAAACAGCGGGAGAGAAGUAACAGGGAUGAUGACGGUGACGAUAAUGAGUGGGAGGAUAUACCAUCGACGCCAUAUAAUUACGAAAAAAUAAAGAAGAAAAAGAAAUUGCUUGGUGGAAUAUCCAGACGUGGACCAAAAAACAAUUGCGAGUCUCCAUUUGUUGGUGGGGCUAAAGCGAGAAACGAAGAUGGAUCUUUGAUCCCUAACAGCUUGCUUCCCUGGAAUAGGCUUACAAAUGAAGAGUUGGCGAAAUUGCGAAAACGGAUGAAGAAAAAUUCUGGCUGGACACCAUCCGUUACCAUGAUAAUUCGAGAGCUUGAAACCUUGGGUCGAGGGCCUAAGCAUAAGGAGAAGUAUGAAGACCAGUGGGGAGGUAGAAGGGGCGAUGAGUUUCUUAAAAUAUAUGGACCGGAAGAUGGUGGGAUUGGUGAUCCAGAGAAGAUCGCACCAGAUGACGGAGCAGGAGUUCGCGAGAAUAAGGGCAUGAAACUCAACCGUGCAAAAAAACGGAAGCGGGAGGAGGAGAGAAAGGAGAAAGAGAAGGAACUAGAACGCGAGAAAUUGGAGGCGAAGAUCGAGGAGGAGAGGCUCCGCUUAGCGCUCGAGCUUGAGGUCAGAAUGAAGAAGGAAAUUCAAGAGGAAAAGGAACGUGCAGAGCUUGCGAAGCGCGAGAGGGAAAAGGCAAAAGCUGAAGAGGAAGCGGCCAUAGCCGCAGCCGCAGCCUCCGCAAAAGAGAAGAGGGAGAAGGAGAAAGCUGCGAUGGAAGAAAAGGCUAAGGCAAGUGCUGCUCUCAAGGAGCAGGAGAGAGCUGCUGCCGCGGCAGCGGCAGCAUCCGAACCACGGGUGCCUCAGCCAAUCACCCGGUCAUCUUCAUUCAGCAGCCCGGGCUCGUCCUCUACCUCUCCAGCAUCAACCUCUACCGGAGGGGACGAAGAUUCCGAAAUGCCCGACGCAGUCUCGGAAGAGCGCACAGCAUCGCCUCCAAUCCCCCCACCACCCCCGCCAAAGCCCCGCCUUGGCCGCCCUCCGAAAAACCCCAAACCCUCCAUACCCUCCAGCUCCGAUUCCCCACCCAGUUCUGGUGAAAAGCGGAAGCGUGCCCUAUCGACAGUGAUGACCGUCCUGCCAACCCCCUCUCUCGCUGAAUCCCGCACAAAGCGCGGGACAUCGGCCGCCGCACCCCCGACUGGAACGGUGUCACUCGCCGUCGGCCGCAAGCGCUCGAACGUCACUGGUCCCAAACCAAAUAAACCGGCGAAGCCGGGCGUUGGCAGAAAGAAGGGCCUGGUGGCGGGAAACAGCCGCAGACGUGUGGAUGUUCAGGAUGCGGAUGGGGCUGAGGAGUGGGUUGAUGAGGAGGAUGAAGACUCGAAGACUUAUUGCCUUUGCGAUGAGGUCUCGCAUGGAUUUAUGGUUCUGUGUGACAACGAGCAGGUUUGCUCUCCCUCACUGAUUUGUGUAAGUGGGUGGGAGUGAUGGAUUGCUAAUUCUCGUGCGUUUCGUGUAGUGUUCUAAGAAGUGGUUCCACAUCGACUGUGUUGGACUCACCGAGCAGGUAGCGAAGGAUAGCAGCUCGAAGUGGUUCUGUCCGGAGUGUGAGGGGAAGAGAGGGAAAAGGAGGAAGAAGACUUGAUUGUGGAUUUUUCCCGCUCUUUUUUCUUGAUCUCGCUUUAUUUUCUCCAUAUUACCUCUUACCCCUCAUCACCACUACCUCCCACCUACUUACCUAUCUACACCGCUAUCCUUACCUCCCUGAUCAUCCAUCUACUAUUCCCUUCCUAUGCCUCCCCAUCUAUAUUAGGCGAAGCGGUUUCCCUCCCUCUCACCUAUCAACACCGUCAUCGCUGUUAUCACCGUCACCCCUACAUCCGUUCCCCUUCCUCUUUUUCCCUUUCCCUUCUUUUUAUUUUUAUUUUUUUCAUCGCAAUUCCAUCUCCUUUAGUCCUGCAUCAACUUGCAUUACCUAUUUUUCCCUCGGUGAAAGCAAAUCAUCGGGAUUUGGCGCAUGUGCGGUGUAUCAUAGCGGAUUAUUCCUUUCUUUCUCAUUUUUCCCCUCCUUGAUACUCUUCGAUGUGAAUAACUUGGCCACCUUUUCGUUUCUCCUUUUUUUUUCUUUUCCCUUUUUUAAGUGAAGGUUGAGUAUGCGCGUGCCGUAUGGUGCGGCAGGGGUUUCGUUGGGUUAGGGGUCUUCUUUUGGGGGGGGGGGUUCUCUUUUGGCUUUGUCGGGUUUGGGUUCGCGGGGGGGGGGGGGGGUGUUUGUAGUUGCUGUUGUGGUUGAAGCUGUAGCUGUUGGAGG